Molecule: messenger RNA, 810 nt
Organism: Cryptosporidium ubiquitum
Lineage: Eukaryota; Apicomplexa; Conoidasida; Eucoccidiorida; Cryptosporidiidae
Exons: 1
Coding region: 1-810 (269 amino acids)
Biological process (GO): transcription elongation by RNA polymerase II
Cellular component (GO): Cdc73/Paf1 complex
Source: RefSeq, a predicted model, not a curated record
AUGCUUAAUCAUUCAGAUGACAUAAAAAGUCCCUCAAAUGAAGUUAUUCAUAAUUUAAACGUAGAGGGAAGUGAUUCUGAUCUUUUUGGGGAAGAUGAUUCCAACUCUGAUCAAAUUUCGAACGGUAGGCGAUUUUUUGAGAUUGAGAAAGACAAUAGUGUUCAAACCUAUGCGAAUACAAAUGACAAUAUAAACAAUAACUUUGUCGAUGAAUUUGAGGUUGUUAACAAUAUAGGGCUCCGAGAGCCAGUAAAUUAUUUUGGGAUAGAUAAUAAUGAUCGAGUUUUAUUAACUUUAAAACUCCCAGAACGUCUCAAAGUUGUAAAUAAGACAAAUAUAAAUGAUAAUACAAUAGAAAAUGAUUUUAGCAUCACAGGUGGUAUUAAUAGUGAAGGAGGUACAUAUUCUAAUUCCAAACUAGUCUCUUGGAGUGACGGAACUUACUCUUUAAUGAUUAAUAAUGAAGUUGUAUAUGAUUGUGUAAUAGGGUAUGACAAAGCAUUUAUUUUCGAUGACACCUUUGACCAAAAGUAUAAAAUUUGUUUGGGAAGAGUAGAUAAAAAACUAACAAUUAGACCUAGAACAAUUGAAAAAAAUAAACUACUUAAAGACUCUCGCUCUAGAGCCAUGAUCCCCACAACAUUAGAGGAGAUAAACAAACAAGAAGUCGAAUCUAGAAGAAGAUUAGAUGAACUAAAUGCCAUCUCAUCGAUAAAAUAUCAGCAAAAAAAAACAAUUUUUGCCUCCGAUUCGAAAAGAAAGCAGAUGACAAGUUAUUUCUUAGAAGAAUCAAGUGAAGAGUCGGAGUAA